AUGCUGCUGCGGCUCCUGGUGCUGCUGGGCGCCUGCCCGGGGCUGUCGCGGUGCCUGGGCUCCUUCGUGCAGUGCGAGCCCUGCGAUGCCAAGGCGCUGUCGCUCUGCCCGCCGCCGCCGCUGGGCUGCGAGCUGGUGAAGGAGCCGGGCUGCGGCUGCUGCCUCACCUGCGCCCUGCCCGCCGGGCAGCCCUGCGGCGUCUACACCGAGCGCUGCGCCCGCGGGCUGCGCUGCCUCCCGCGCCAGGGCGAGGAGAAGCCGCUGCACGCCCUCCUCCACGGCACCGCCGUCUGCCUCAGCGAGAAGAGCUACCGCGAGCAAGCCAAGGCUGAACGAGAGUCCCGAGAGCAUGAGGAGCCGACCACAUCAGAGAUGACAGAGGAGACUUACCCGCCCAAGGCCUACCGGCCCAAGCACGGGCGCCUCUCUGAGCUCAAGGCUGAAGCCCUGAAGAAGGACCGCCGGAAGAAGCUGACGCUGGCCAAGUUUGUGGGCAUGGCCGAGAACACGGCGCACCCACGUGUCGUCAUCCCUGAGCUCCGGCAAGAGUUUGAGCUGGGCCCCUGCCGCAGGCACAUGGAGGCAUCUCUGCAGGAGCUAAAGAGCAGCCAGCGGAUGGUCCCCCGCGCUGUCCACCUCCCCAACUGCGACCGCAAGGGCUUCUACAAGAGGAAGCAGUGCAAGCCCUCCCGAGGCCGGAAGCGUGGGUUGUGUUGGUGUGUGGACAAAUACGGCAUGAAGCUGCCGGGGACUGACUACCUGAGCGGAGACCUUCAGUGCCACGCCUUUGACAGCAGCAAUGUGGAGUGAAGUCGCAUCCCCUCCCUCCACCCCGUCACUACCUACCCAGGCUCCCUUCCACCCUCCCCUCCGCACCUCCCCACUCCCCAGGACUCCGAUUCCUUUCAUCUCAUGUAAGAAGAAAAAAAAGAAAGGAAAAGAAAAAAGAGAAAGAAAGGAAAAUGAAAAAAAGAGAAAGGGACAGAAA
Molecule: messenger RNA, 988 nt
Organism: Lepidothrix coronata (blue-crowned manakin)
Lineage: Eukaryota; Metazoa; Chordata; Aves; Passeriformes; Pipridae
Gene: IGFBP5
Product: insulin like growth factor binding protein 5
Exons: 4
Coding region: 1-810 (269 amino acids)
Biological process (GO): regulation of insulin-like growth factor receptor signaling pathway
Cellular component (GO): extracellular region
Molecular function (GO): fibronectin binding; insulin-like growth factor I binding; insulin-like growth factor II binding
Source: RefSeq, a predicted model, not a curated record